Messenger RNA from Hirundo rustica (Barn swallow), 1067 nucleotides. RefSeq names its product phosphatidylinositol glycan anchor biosynthesis class F (gene PIGF). Gene Ontology annotation, cellular component: endoplasmic reticulum membrane. The transcript is spliced from 5 exons. The record is from RefSeq and is a predicted model, not a curated record. The coding region runs from base 141 to 800 and encodes 219 amino acids. Lineage: Eukaryota; Metazoa; Chordata; Aves; Passeriformes; Hirundinidae. Gene Ontology annotation, biological process: GPI anchor biosynthetic process.
AGAUUCCCUGCCCCAAAAUCCUCACCUUCGCCCCCGGGCUGUGCCCAGAACUCCGGGGAGAUGCUGCCCUGCGGCGCUGCUGCGGCGUGUCGCUGACGGGGCGCGGCUCGGUGUCUUGCAGGUGCCGCUGGCCGGACACCAUGAGGGAGGCGGAAAUCGGGCGGCUCCUGGCUGCCAACCUGCUCUGCGCCCUGUCCGUCGUCCUGGCCGCAGUGCUCCCGGCCUUCUUCCUGGACGGGUUCAGCGUGCUGGGAACGCACCUCACGUGGCUGUGCGUUUGUUCUGUGUGUGUCGCUACCCUUAAUGUAAUCUUGCACUUAGUCCUUAAACCAAAUCAGUCUCCUAAGAGACGUUCCUUUGCUCACAAGAUAUCCAGAUUUCUAAAAUGCUGUAUAUACUUUUUCAUGUCUUGCAUACUAUUUCAUGCGAUUAUUGUUCUUUAUGGAGCACCUCUCAUAGAGUUAGUGACUGAGACAUUUUUGUUUGCAGUUCUUCUCUCUACAUUUACUACUUUACAGUGCUUGUGUUUGCUGGGACCAAACAUACAGGCAUGGAUACGGGUAUUUAGUAAAAAUGGAGCUACAUCCAUCUGGGAAAGCAGUCUACAGAUUACUUCCAUGUGCAGUGUACUUGGAGCUUGGUUUGGGGCAUUUCCUAUUCCUCUUGACUGGGAUCGGCCUUGGCAGGUAAGGCCCAUUUCCUGUUCCCUCGGAGCUACCUUUGGCUACGUGGCUGGUCUGAUUAUUGCACCUCUGUGGAUACACUGGAACCGGAAGCAGCUUACAUACAAAAGCAGAUAACUGGAGCAAAAAGAGACAAGGUAUUUCUUUGUGCAGAUUCCAUACAGACUGUGCAAAAGUUGGGGUUUUUUAAGAUAUAUAUAUAGAUAUAUAUAUAUAGUCAAGGCAGAAGACUGUCCAAAUUCAGUUAGAGUAUUUCAGGCCAAGCAUCUCCAUUCAAUAAAAUCACAUAGAUGCCGUUUCAGCAUGGUGCAGUUUUUGCUUCCUCUAAACUGUGUAACCCUGAGAGAUUGUACCUUCCAGUCUGAAUAAAGUAUUUGUAACAGA